CAUCUGUGUAUGACAGAUUUUCAAAUAACACAUCUCAAAUAGUCGAACGAAACUAUAGUCUUUUAGCUAGAAAUAUAAAAAAUGUCUUUAAAUUUGGUAAAUUAUAGUGAUAGCUCUUCGGAGGAAGAAAUUGAAGUACAAAAGUCUGUGCCUGCACAACUAACUGUUAAGAGUAAACUGCCGAAUCCAUUCGGAAAACCAAAUGAGGUCGUUGAUCACGACGAAAAUGACAUGACUGAACACAAUGGAAGAGUUCGAACAUUCCCUCAUGAGCGUGGUAAUUGGCCGACUUAUGUUUAUAUCCACUAUCCGCGAACAGAUUUGAUUGUCACACUACAGAAUAAGCUGCUCGAUCUAAUAAAACAGCAAACUCCAUUCUUAACCACGGAAUUCCAUUCACUCGAGGAGCUACAUUUGAGCCUGACCAAAACGGUUGUACUACGUCAUCACUGGAUCGAUGAGUUCGUUGGAAGUGUUGACCAGAGUUUAAAAAAUGCAAAUAGAUUUUGGAUGAAUUUCAAUACGAUUCAAAUCUACUGCAACGACAAUCAAACGAGAACUUUUAUUAGUUUAUCGUUUGUGGACAAGGAAUCGGUGGCUGCACAAAUAUUGGAAUACAUUGUAAAUAAACUUGAUAAUUGUCUCAAUGAAUUUAAAUUGCCACCUUUUUAUAAAGAGGCGUCGUUUCAUGUAAGCCUGCUGUGGUGCCUUGGUGAUAGGAAACAAGAAUUACAAGCAUUGUUGCCAGAAUUCCAUUCUCUCCUGGACCACCUAUUAUCGUCCGACGAUGCAAAUUUUACACUUAAUGUCGAGCAAUUAUUUUGUAAAAUUGGGAAUAAAUUGUAUAGCUUUCAUUUAUGAUUUAAAA
Molecule: messenger RNA, 868 nt
Organism: Contarinia nasturtii (swede midge)
Lineage: Eukaryota; Metazoa; Arthropoda; Insecta; Diptera; Cecidomyiidae
Product: U6 snRNA phosphodiesterase
Exons: 5
Coding region: 82-861 (259 amino acids)
Biological process (GO): U6 snRNA 3'-end processing
Cellular component (GO): nucleus
Molecular function (GO): 3'-5'-RNA exonuclease activity
Source: RefSeq, a predicted model, not a curated record